CCAAUCCCCCCCCCCAAAACCUGCUAUCGAUCCUCUGCGCAUCCCGCCAUUACGCCGGGCGUCAGGAUUUGGUUCUACUCGCCAUUUUGCUUCAUUCUACGGUCGCCGGGUGAUCUCAUAACAAUCCCGAGUUUAGCAGCAUUUUCGAGGCCGGGGACGCCAUCAGCGCCGACAAGCAAGCUCCUUACCGUCAAGGCGGCAGCCCACUCGUUGUCGCGGGUGUGUUCGUCAAAGACGCCCGGUCGGUCCCAACGCCCACUUUCCCAUUGCAUCACAUCCCGCACCGCACCCACACGCGAUCCCAGCCGCCCAGCCCCAGUCAGCACCUGCCCAAAACAACAUCAGCUUUGAACUCUGCCGAAACAAAGACGCCGACCCUCGGAUUUCCUGCGACAGUCGCGCCCUCUCCCUCUUUCCACGGUCGCCCACCAUGGCUGACGCGACGAACCCCAACGAUGAGCUCUACCCCAUCGCCGUGCUGAUCGACGAAUUGAAGCACGACGAUGUCCUGCUCCGACUCAAUGCCAUCCACCGCCUCUCGACCAUUGCCCUUGCCCUGGGCGCCGAGCGCACUCGCGAUGAGCUGAUCCCCUUUCUUGAUGAGUCCGUCGAGGAUGAGGACGAAGUUCUCGUUGCCCUGAGCGAGGAGCUCGGGAGCUUCAUCGAGUAUGUCGGCGGUCCUCAGUGGGGCCAUGUGUUGCUCUCCCCACUCGAGAACCUCGCGGCCAUCGAGGAGCCCGUCGUCCGGGACAAGGCUGUCGAGUCGCUGAACAAGAUCUGCGGCGAGCUCUCGACCCAACAAAUCGAGGAAUACUUCAUCCCCCUCACCAUCCGCCUCUCCAAGGCCGACUGGUUCACCUCCAGGGUCUCGGGAUGCGGGCUCUACACGGCUCCCUAUUCCAAGAUCUCGCCUCCCGUCCAGGCACAACUCCGGCAGCAGUUUGGCCAGCUGGUCCACGAUGACACGCCCAUGGUCCGCCGCCAGGCUGCUACCAACUUGGCCAAGUUCGUGAAGGAGAUGCCCGCCGCGAUCGUUGUGGAGGAGAUGAUACCCAUGUUUCAGCACCUCGUUCAGGACGACCAGGAUAGCGUCCGGCUGCUCACGGUCGAGGUCCUGAUUUCGAUUGCAGAAGUCGUUCCCAAGGAGCAACAGGCGAGCCACGGCGUGCUCCUCACCUCACUGCGCGGCUUGAUAGACGAUAAGAGCUGGAGGGUCCGGUACAUGAUUGCCGACCGAUUCGAGAAGAUCGCCAAGGCAGUAGAUGAGGAGGUGGUCGCCCGCGACUUGGUCCCCGCCUUUGUCAAGCUGCUCAAGGACAACGAGGCCGAGGUCAGGACCGCUAUUGCCGGCCAGAUCCCCGGCUUCUGCGCCCUGGUCGACCGGAACACCCUCCUCAGCGACAUAAUGGGCACUGUGGAAAACCUGGUGUCGGACAGCUCGCAGCACGUGCGCGCGGCCCUCGGAACACAGAUCAGCGGUCUGGCUCCGAUCCUGGGCAAGCAAGAGACCAUCGAUCACCUCUUGCCCAUGUUCCUCCAGAUGCUCAAAGAUGAGUAUCCCGAGGUGCGCCUGCACAUCAUCUCGAAGCUGGAGCUGGUAAAUCAGGUGAUUGGCAUCGACCUGCUGGCGCAAUCUCUUCUGCCUGCCAUCGUCCAGCUCGCCGAGGACAAGCAAUGGCGCGUGCGGCUCGCAAUCAUCGGCCACAUGCCACUGCUCGCCAGCCAGCUCGGCAUACAAUUUUUCGAUGAUAAGCUCAGUCAAUUGUGCAUGGGGUGGCUCGGCGACACCGUUUUCUCCAUCCGCGAGGCGGCAACACACAACCUCAAGAAGCUCACCGAAGUGUUUGGUGUCGAGUGGGCGAGCGAGGCCAUCAUCCCCAAGGUUAUGGCAAUGGGAGCGCAUCCCAACUACCUCUACAGGAUGACAACGUGCUUCGCGAUCUCGACACUUUCCACCGUCGUGACCAUGGACGUGAUCGCUAAGUCGAUCCUUCCCAUGCUGGAAAAACUCACAAACGACGAGAUUCCCAACAUUCGGUUCAACGUCGCGAAGACGUACUCGGCCCUGAUCUCGGCCCUGCGCCGCCUGCCGGACGAGGGCACCAUCUACACGCUGGAGCAGGCCAAGACGCCCUUCAGCCCAUCGCCGAGGGGCCAGCAGCUGAUUGACGAGCGGAUCAUGCCCAGCCUGGAGAAGCUCCAGAAGGAUGACGACGUGGAUGUGCGGUAUUUUGCGACCAUGGCGGCGAAUGCGGCGACGGGAGCUGCUGGGCCUGCUGGCGAGCCUAUGAACACAUCACCAUAGACGAGAGAAGUUAUAACGAAGCAAUUCCGUUCCUGCGUUGCUUGCCGCGCUUGCGAUCUCAAGCCCAGGACCUUGCCUGUUUCUCUGUUAAGAAAAAGAAAAGAAAACAACGAUCCGAGUCAUUUCUUCAUUCGGGUGUAGGGCUAAAUGAUGCUUUGCGUACUGCAGCGCAUGGAAGGUAGUGGAUCAACGUUGAUAGACCUGCAUCGGGCAUUCUGGCCGGCAUGUUGGGUGCUGAUGUAUGCCCAGGGGCCCCCAAGAAGAUUAAGGAAUAAGGUUCGCAAGGC
Molecule: messenger RNA, 2592 nt
Organism: Thermothelomyces thermophilus ATCC 42464
Lineage: Eukaryota; Fungi; Ascomycota; Sordariomycetes; Sordariales; Chaetomiaceae
Exons: 7
Coding region: 431-2305 (624 amino acids)
Biological process (GO): protein dephosphorylation
Cellular component (GO): cytoplasm; protein phosphatase type 2A complex
Molecular function (GO): protein phosphatase regulator activity
Source: RefSeq, a predicted model, not a curated record